Molecule: messenger RNA, 1467 nt
Organism: Kuraishia capsulata CBS 1993
Lineage: Eukaryota; Fungi; Ascomycota; Pichiomycetes; Pichiales; Pichiaceae
Exons: 1
Coding region: 1-1467 (488 amino acids)
Biological process (GO): transcription by RNA polymerase II
Cellular component (GO): nucleus
Source: RefSeq, a predicted model, not a curated record
AUGGAUCUGGUAGGCGAAAUAGUGGAGCAUGAGAGCUCCGCUCCCGUAGAGGCCGUUGCCCCGGGACCAUCGCCUCUUUCUGCUUUUGCAAGACGGAAACCAAGCGACUGGAAAUCAAGGUUUCGCAAACAGGGACUGACGUCGAUGUCUGGAGCAGUCAAGGCCAAAGAGGGAUCGAAGAGUGAACCAACACCUGAUGAUUAUGGACUAUCGGAGUCUGAUCUGAACGCUAAUUUGGAAAGAGUGAAGCAUAUGUCGCAGCAAGAGAAAGACGAAACAAUGGAGUCUCUUUUUCAAUCCUUCAGUCCAGACACAUUGGCAGCUCUUUCCAAAAGGGCUGCUAUGCGUAAGGAAAUCCCCAAAUCACAGCUGACAGAAGACAAUUUCGAGUUACCCCCAGAGAUAGAAGCGCGUAACGAGAAAUUCUUAAAGAGCAUCACCAUAGAAGGCAAUGGAUCCUGGAUUGGGGGUGGCCAGAAUGGUGAGACUGCGGACGAUCUGGAUUCGAAAUACAAAGAUACAGAGACAGGGUCCAUUGCAAAGACGGUAUUGGACUCACCAGGCUUGAGACCUGUUUUGAAGACUCCAUCUUCCUCAGUUAGCGUUAAUUCAUGUAGCUCUGGGAAAAAGGUGAGGUUCAACACAGAAGCUUAUGUGAAGUAUGACGAUAACGAUAAAAAGCCAGAAGAAGAUGCAGACGAAUGGGAGGACAUUGCAGAUGUGAAGUCAUUCGAAGAAGACGAAGAGAAUAACAGAAACGACGACGAAGCCCCCGAGUUUGCAGAGGUUCAAGAUUUGCUUGUAAGUAAUGACCCUGGCGUUCACUUUCCAAAACCGCGUCAGACAGACGACGAGCUGGAUAUCAACGAUCCGUUGUUCAACUCCAAGCUUAAGGAGAAGUACUUUCCAGAUCUGGCUGCCAAUCCAAUGGCAUUGGACUGGAUGAAGCCUUUGCCUGAAACGCCUAAAGAAAUCAUCUAUGACUCAGUUUCAGACUUGCGAUUUGAUUUUGAGGGCAAGAUCGUUUCCAAUGAUAUGUUGGAUUUACCCACACAUCUUGGUUUGCACCAUCAUGCUGACAAAGCAGAAUUGCCGGGAUACACUCUGGCAGAGCUCGAGAGAUAUGCAAGAUCGACUGUCAAUGGCCAGAGGUGUAUCGCAAUACGAACACUGGGGAGAAUUCUUUUCAAACUGGGCAAGGGUACCUAUGCCGAGGUCUUGGUUCCGGAGUAUGGCCAGGACGAGGAGGAAGACGAGGCAGAGAAUCCUGUUUCUGAGAUUACACAAAGGUUCUGGCGACUCAUAAAAGAGCUCCGACUUGUUGAAAGUCUGAAUUUUGCGGCCGAUGAACAGCACACGAAGAACGUGAGUGUGCGAAACUAUGCUAUUGAGGCGCUUUGGCUGUGGAAACAGGGUGGUGGAGAUCCAAGCGAGCAGACAGACGAGACUGUGAAGAUUGAACAGUAG